AUGUUGCCUCUGUUAUUAUUCCGGUGGCCAUCAUCAUCAUCAACGGCGAUGCAUAAACUUUUUUCGCCUCUUCUCCUUCUGUUGCCUCUUUUUCCUCUGCUCGCAGCUUCCACCUCCAAACCAGGCGGGAUCGAUAAAAAUAGCGGUACAAGAAUUAACGAGGGAAGUAGCGGAAAGGGGGGGAAAAAGAGGAAGCAAGAACAAAAUAAGAAAAAAUACCGGCAAAAGAGAAUAUUGAAGGCGAGGCAGAGGAAGGAAAUGGAUCUCCAUUCCCCCUCCGACGAAGAAACAGGGUCCUCGCAAUUGCCGCAACCACCGGACCUCGAUACCUGUUGGCGCAGUGUUUUGCAUUACAUACCGUCAAAUGAAAAAGACUGUUCCAUGCAUGUUUCUGAAAAGUGCCAGAAUCCGGCAUAUGUUUAUAUGAGCUCCACUGCAUGGCGCCGACUUGUUGAAACGGAGGGCGCUUGCCACGCUGUAGAGCUUAUGCUCGGUUUCGGUUUUGUGCCCGACCCUGAAGGGGUUGCAAGUCUCAGUGGGUGGAUUGAGUGCGAGGCCGCAUCCACAGGCACACAACCCGACGACACCAACAGCACUGCCGAGGCCGCAGAUUUUACUGCGUUUCUUCUCCCAGCGAUUACUAAUGAGAAGCCUGACGGUAAUCGGGGCGUUCGGUUUCAGGUGAUGCGACAUAAGGGUGGCGAAGGCCCGUUCGGUACAAUUGUUGGCCGCACAUUACCACCUGUGACCGCAGUUCCGCGUAAUCAAUCAGACAGUCCGACGCCCUCUUGCCAGGGAGGAAGGAGCAGUGAGACGUCAAGCAAGCUGGCGGGUCCUUCCCAUUUGCAGCCGUCGGCACGCGGUGCCGUGUCUGAAGCACCACCGUCGGCAUCAGGGAAUGGACCUAUGGAUUCUUUUAGCGCAGCAUCAAGCAAGGAAGCGGAAGGGUCAUCGGUACCUCACCUGCAUCUUGAGGCACAAGUGAAGGAGUUGAAGCGGCAGGUGCGUUUCUUGAAGCUGCAGAAGUCCGGUGCUCAUGACGGUGUUGCUAUCUGGGACGGGUCAUUGGCAUCGUUGCCUACGUCCCCUACUCGUGUAGCCCCGUCCUCGACUUCGCAGCAGCUGUCGACUCAGGAGCCACAUAUCACCAUCCAUCAUGAUGUCCCAUUGGUUGCUUCUACCAGCUGCCAGACUCCAGUAUGGCUUUCGGUGAGUUAUCUCGAUCCCGAUUGUGCACCGUACGUCGUCUCACUCGGUACCGGCUCUAGCAGAACGCUGCUUGCCUGUGCCACUGCUGAGCAACGCUUCGUUUUCUUCGUAGCACCGCCUUGUUGUCGCGGGCGCCGGCCCGUCGAUCUGCUCUGUACGAGAGAUGGCACUCUGCACCGUUACGCAGGUCCAGUGUGGCUGGAUUACCGGGCGCAAGAUCCUCCUAAUACCCUUACUCACCACGCUGUCAAUCAACUUCUGCAGGACAUUCCCCUCCCGACGUCUACGGUAUCUGUGGAUGCCGCGAAUCUUAGUGAGGCAGAGCUAGCCAAGAGCGAAAGCGUCUUCGAUGACGAUAACACAGGGUGUGACACCGACACCGCUGCAACGGUGUCUGAACUUGGUUUUGAGUCCGAGCCACGCCUGCCCCUAACGAAGGAAAUGUUGCGAUUCAUUCAAAAUGGUGCAUUGUCUUCGUCAAUCCCGAGGCGUCGGCGCGUGGGUACAAGCGCAGUGGAGAGUAGCAGCACUGGAGGUGUUGUGGACGCGGACAGGGACGGUGUGGAAGAUGGAGACGAAGAUGAUGGGGACGCCGCUGCUGCCAGACAAGAAUCUCAGGCGUCGCAGACAUGGCGUGGAAGCACGAGGGCAGAUGUGCUCGGAAGCACGCUAUUCAGUACUGGGCAUCAGACGAGUUGCGUGCACGGCCCACACAGCGUCCGGUCAGAUGAAGAGGCGACACAAUCCGCAUUUCCAUACACCGAGUUGAGCAGUUCUUCCAUGACGUCCGUGUUGAGUCACGAAAGUGUGGCCUCCACAGCCGCCGGCAUUAUGGUACGUAGAGGUUGGGUCCGCACUUAA
Trypanosoma brucei brucei TREU927 is the source of this 2070-nucleotide messenger RNA. RefSeq lists its product as hypothetical. The coding region runs from base 1 to 2070 and encodes 689 amino acids. NCBI's taxonomy places the organism in Eukaryota, Euglenozoa, Kinetoplastea, Trypanosomatida, Trypanosomatidae. The transcript has a single exon. The record is from RefSeq and is a predicted model, not a curated record.